Messenger RNA from Propithecus coquereli (Coquerel's sifaka), 1724 nucleotides. RefSeq names its product guanine nucleotide binding protein (G protein), beta polypeptide 3 (gene GNB3). Gene Ontology annotation, molecular function: protein binding; signaling receptor complex adaptor activity. The transcript has 10 exons. Lineage: Eukaryota; Metazoa; Chordata; Mammalia; Primates; Indriidae. The record is from RefSeq and is a predicted model, not a curated record. Gene Ontology annotation, biological process: G protein-coupled receptor signaling pathway. Gene Ontology annotation, cellular component: heterotrimeric G-protein complex; cytoplasm. The coding region runs from base 199 to 1221 and encodes 340 amino acids.
ACCCUUCCCUGUCGGGCCCCCCCACCCCCCCGCCAGUGGGGGCCAGGCCAGGCCAGCUCCUCUGGCAGCAGAGCCUGGGCAGGUGACGGGCAGGUGUUGCAGCCGAGGGAGUGAGGAGGCGCCCGGGAACCAGAGCCGGAAGCCUGGGAGAGGUCCAGCCAGAGCCCAAGAGCCGGAGCCACCUCUCGACACUCAGCCAUGGGGGAGAUGGAGCAGCUGCGGCAGGAAGCGGAGCAGCUCAAGAAGCAGAUUGCUGAUGCCAGGAAAGCCUGUGCCGACAUCACUCUGGCAGAGCUGGUGUCUGGCCUAGAGGUGGUGGGACGAGUCCAGAUGCGGACGCGGCGGACGUUAAGGGGGCACCUGGCCAAGAUCUAUGCCAUGCACUGGGCCACUGACUCCAAGCUGCUGGUAAGUGCUUCGCAAGAUGGGAAGCUGAUCGUGUGGGACACCUACACUACCAACAAGGUGCACGCCAUCCCGCUGCGCUCCUCCUGGGUCAUGACCUGUGCCUACGCCCCAUCAGGGAACUUUGUGGCAUGUGGGGGGCUGGACAACAUGUGUUCCAUCUACAGCCUCAAAUCCCGCGAGGGUAAUGUCAAGGUCAGCCGGGAGCUCUCCGCUCACACAGGUUAUCUCUCCUGCUGCCGCUUCCUGGAUGACAACAACAUAGUGACCAGCUCCGGGGACACCACGUGUGCCUUGUGGGACAUUGAGACUGGGCAGCAGAAGACUGUGUUUGUGGGACACACGGGUGACUGCAUGAGCCUGGCUGUAUCUCCCGACUUCAAACUUUUCAUUUCGGGGGCCUGUGACGCCAGCGCUAAGCUCUGGGACGUGCGCGAGGGGACCUGCCGCCAGACUUUCACUGGCCAUGAGUCGGACAUCAACGCCAUCUGUUUCUUCCCCAACGGAGAGGCCAUCUGCACGGGCUCGGACGAUGCCUCCUGCCGCUUGUUUGAUCUGCGGGCAGAUCAGGAACUGACCGCCUACUCGCAUGAGAGCAUCAUCUGUGGCAUCACGUCCGUGGCCUUCUCCCUCAGCGGUCGGCUGCUCUUCGCUGGCUACGACGACUUCAACUGCAAUGUCUGGGACUCCAUGAAGGGCGAGCGCGUGGGCAUCCUCUCUGGCCAUGACAACAGGGUCAGCUGCCUGGGGGUCACAGCUGAUGGGAUGGCUGUGGCCACUGGUUCGUGGGACAGCUUCCUCAAAAUCUGGAACUAAGGAGGCUGAAGGAAGGAAGCGGAAGGCCAUGAAGACACUCAGCUGCCCCCACCCUCCCCCAUCUCUUUCAGGUUCUCUCUUCUAUAUCCCAGGUGCCAUUGCCACUGAGCUUUCUCCCGAGGGCAGUGGGGAGGACGAGGGCAGUGGGGAGGACGGGUAGUGUGCCUUUGGGAGGCAGCCUCAGGGACAAAGGGGCAAAGAACUGCCCCUUCUCCUCCCAUGGCCUCCCCUCCCCAAAGUCCUCACAUCACCCCGCUUAAUGAAUGAGGACAACCAACCCCUCCCCAGCCCUUCCCAGGUCCAGCAGGCUUCCAGUUGGAAGCUCCAGGUCCCAAGAUCCCUCCCCCAGAGCCACUAUCUUUGUGCAGACCUGGGUGGUAUAGGGCACUCAGCCCUGUGACUAUGGCUCUUGCACCACUAGGGUCCUUGCCCCCUUCUCCUUUUUCUACCUUCUUUUUUUCUCUCCUAAAGCCACCUGCAAUAAAGCGUAGCAGCCUGGUACA